UUGGCAAAAAUCUUACCGAGCUCAAAAAAGACGGUAACUCAAGAAGUUGUGCCUGCCAAACCUACACACAAACGCGGCAAGCAGGCGAAGAAACAUUUGCCUAGCAGGUUUGACGGCAAAGCGUUUGGUGUGACCAAUCAAGGGUUUGACCCCAAUGCGAUUGAAGUAACAAAGGUUUUGCAACAAGCUGGAUAUGAGGCAUAUAUUGUGGGCGGUGCAGUGCGCGACUUGCUGCUUGGGAUUAAGCCUAAGGAUUUUGAUGUGGCAACCAGUGCUACGCCUGAGCAAGUGCGUGAUUUGUUUAGACGUGCUCGUUUAAUUGGCAGAAGGUUUCAGAUUGUUCAUGUCUAUUUUGGACGCGAUGUGAUAGAAGUGACGACCUUUCGUGGUCAGUCAGAUGAUGCUGUCGUUUUAGCAAACCAUCGAAAAACGCACCUUAAAAAUGUUGCAGGUGAUGCCGUCCAAGAUGAAGGCGGCCGAUUGUUGCGCGAUAACGUGUGGGGAACGCUCGAAGAAGAUGCCAAUCGGCGCGAUUUUACGAUUAAUGCUUUUUAUUAUGACCCCUCAAAUGAGCAACUUAUUGAUUUACAUGAUGGAAUAUCAGAUUUAAAAACAAAAAGCUUGCGUUUGAUUGGUGAUCCUGUUGUGCGUUACACCGAAGAUCCCGUAAGGAUGUUACGCGCAGUGCGAUUGAUGGCAAAAACUGCUUGCAAAAUUGAAAAGGGUUGCUUGGAGAGUAUUCCACAACUAGCUCCGCAGUUAGCACAAGUUUCCACAGCUCGAUUGUUUGAUGAAUCACUCAAGUUAUUAUUGUCAGGACAUGCUCUGGAAGGGGUUGAUCAUUUAGCAAAAUUAGGUCUUUUGCCUUAUUUGUUACCGAUUUUGCAAGAAAACCCUAAAAAAUCAAUUGCUUUUGAGCUUUAUAAAAAAUCGUUUAUUACCCAUAUCCUGCAAGCGACCGAUCAACGUCUACAAGCUGAUUUAUCCGUUUCCCCAGGGUUUUUGUUGGCAGGGCUACUGUGGCCUAGUUUGUGUGAAAAAAAUCUCUAUUGGUUAAAACAAGGUGAAGCACCCUUGUCGGCAUUACAAAUAGCCAUACAAGAUGUGAUUUCAGAGCAGCAACAUCAUUUACCCAUUCCUGCUCGUUUAUUAGGGACGAUGCGUGAAAUAUGGUUAUUGCAACCACGUCUUGAAAAAAGGACGGUUAAAACGGUUCAUCGGGUGGUUGAAUCACCUCGUUAUCGAGCAGCGUAUGAUUUUUUGUGGAUUCGUGCCGAUGUCAGUCGUGCGUUAAAUCAUGACAAUAUCGACCCAAUUAACCCUUCCUUGCCAGAAUGGUGGGAUGAUUUUGCAAAUGGGGACGAUCAGAAACGGAUGGAUCUGAUCGAUAGCCUAAAAAACUCAGGUCAGAUGGUCAGUGCUCCUAAAAAACGUCGUAGGCGUCGCCCCAAACCUAUGCAACAGAAUGACGCCUCGGGGUCGUCUGAAAGUGGUGCAAACUUAGGUAAUUGUGCCCAGACAAUUCAAGAUGCUUGUGUAUGUUUUGCGCAACAUCCUGCUAUAGAUAUCGAAGAACAAUCUUCCUUUUAUAUCAGUGAGCCACUUUUUGCCUUAGGGCCUGCUUACAUCAAUAAUGUUAUCAAGGUAAACACAGAACUGACACCUCAUCAAUUGUUAAAGUUCUGCCAACAAAUCGAAACACAGUUUGGUCGUGAGCGUCCCUAUAUUAAUGCGCCACGAACCUUAGAUAUUGAUAUUAUUUUAUAUGAUGAUUUGCGGGUUAAUGAUAUUGAUUUGUGUAUACCUCACCCUCGGAUGACAGAACGUGCAUUUGUAUUGCUUCCUUUGCUCGAAAUUGCACCAUGUGUCGUUUUGCCUUCUGGUUUGAAAGUGAGCGAUUGCUUACCUGGGGUUGCGACGCAAAAUAUUCGCAAAGAAACCGCUGAC
Darwinula stevensoni is the source of this 1947-nucleotide messenger RNA. The record is from the annotation of a GenBank genome assembly. NCBI's taxonomy places the organism in Eukaryota, Metazoa, Arthropoda, Ostracoda, Podocopida, Darwinulidae.